UCGAACACGCCACGUAGCCUCUCAGUUAACUUGUGGCCGCCGGUAACCGGUCACCGACACUUGGAAUCACACCGUAUAUAUAUAUUAAUCAGAAGAAAGCACACACGCACGCGUCUCAAAAAAAAUUGUAAUUUCAAAACACACAAACAAAGGCAAGUGACGCACGCAGCGAAACCGACAAGAAGUUCUCUGAGGAAAGUUAUCGAGUUUUGGUUUUUUUUUUCGUGGUUGAUGUGAAGAGAACAUAGAUGGUGGCUGAAGCAGAGGUUACGUUCCAACAGAGUUUACCGGCGGUUUUAGAUAUACAACUGUUAAGAGCAUCAGCCGGCGUUACAGAUAUAGACGGCGUCUCUCUCUCCGCCGUUAAAUCACCAGUUUCUCUUUCGGGUUUAAGAUGUUCGGAAUCGGAUGAUGAUGAUGAUUGUAGUUCAAGUGUCUCGUUAGAUGUUCCGGUUAUACGCUCUGGGAGCUAUGCUGAUAUUGGACCAAGGAGAUCCAUGGAAGACGAACACAUUUGCAUAGACGAUCUAUCUUCUCGUGUUGCGUCUCUUCAUGACUUACCAAAACCUAGUGCUUUCUACGCGGUUUUUGAUGGCCAUGGAGGACCAGAAGCAGCAGCUUACGUAAGAAAAAACGCUAUUAAACUAUUCUUCGAAGACGAAAAAUUUCCACAAACAUCUGAAGUGAACAGUAUCUACGUAGAAGAAGUCAAGAGUUCAUUGAGGAACGCGUUUCUUCAAGCCGAUCUUGCUUUAUCAGAGGACCGUAGCAUCAACCCUUCUUCUGGUACCACGGCUCUCACCGCCCUUGUGUUUGGAAGACACUUGAUGGUGGCGAAUGCAGGGGACUGCAGAGCCGUUCUCUGUAGGAACGGCGAAGCAAUAGACAUGUCUCAAGACCAUAGACCAAUCUACUUACCCGAAAGAAGUAGAGUGGAAUCAUGUGGCGGCUUCGUCGACGACGGUUACUUAAACGGCAUUUUAUCGGUGACACGAGCUCUUGGCGACUGGGACAUGAAGCUACCGCGAGGCUCACGUUCUCCACUCAUAGCUGAGCCAGAGAUCAAGCAGAUAAGAUUAACAGAGGAAGACGAGUUUCUGAUAAUGGGAUGCGACGGGAUUUGGGAUGUUUUGACGAGUCAAGAAGCCGUUAGUAUAGUCAGGCGUGGAUUACGCCGUCACGAUGAUCCGAUGAGAAGUGCUAGAGAGCUUGCUUUGGAGGCUUUGAGGCUAAAUACGUUUGAUAACUUAACGGUGGUGGUUGUUUGCUUCUUGCCGGUUGAUAACGUGGCGGUAGCGGCUGAUCCUACGGUGGAGAAGCAAAUGUGUUGUAGUUUGACGGCAGAUGCUUUUCAGAGCUUGAGGGCCUUUUUGGACGGCUGAUUUGAAAAGAUGAUAGGCGUCCUGAAUUUUUUGUUGCUUUUGUAUGUAUGUAACUUCAAGUGUCUACGUGCUCCAUUUUUUGUGUAAGCUAUAGAGGUUAUUUGUUUCGUGCAUGGAUUCAAGUUUAUGUACAUAAACUUGCUCCAUUUAAGCUUAUAUUACAUUUUAUCAAGUCACAUUGAA
Brassica napus (rape) is the source of this 1565-nucleotide messenger RNA. Its product is annotated as probable protein phosphatase 2C 49. The transcript is spliced from 3 exons. Bases 249 to 1382 code for a protein of 377 amino acids. Gene Ontology annotation, biological process: protein dephosphorylation. Gene Ontology annotation, molecular function: cation binding; protein serine/threonine phosphatase activity. The record is from RefSeq and is a predicted model, not a curated record. Lineage: Eukaryota; Viridiplantae; Streptophyta; Magnoliopsida; Brassicales; Brassicaceae.